AUGGUUUACGGAUUCGUCGUGAAAAAGAGCAAGGGAACGUACGACGUCUUCGAUACUGAACAACGCGCAAUUGUAUUUCGUGUGAAUAGCGAGCAAUUCGAGCUAGGGCAAUGGGUAAGAGGAAAAAAUAAAGUGAGUCGGCUCUUUUUUGAUAUUUAUUCCCUUAAAACCCAUGUUUCAGGACCUCAAACUGGAAACGCAGCCAGAAACGACGCAGGUUUCGACGAGCAAGUCGGUGGAUGAGGAGGGCAGAGAAACGACGACGUUGUGGGUAUGCACGAUGGUUCUGAAGCCGGACAUGUCUGAUUUCGAUGUGAGCGUGCAGGAGAAGCAUGCCGGAGCCGUUUGGGCGCCACUCAUCGGCUGGAUUUCCGAUCCGCAGGAGAUUUGUAAGGAUCAGCUGGUCAACGAGCAAAUUCCAGUGAGUUUAUGGAACAUUUUCAAAGAAUGAAACACAUUCUGAACAUCAGGUCAAGAUGAAAUACCAAAAUCACUCUCUUCCGUACUUUGAAGUGUUCGAAAUGGUCCCGACAGCUCAGCGACACCUUCAAAACGAAGUUGAGAAGGAGUGGCGCGACGAAUGCAAUCGGAUCCGAACCGAGGGACCGUUCUUCGGGAGACCCAUUUCAUCGGUGGGUCACUUAUGAAUAUUCAAGGUCAUGAAGGAGAUGAAUUCAGCUUUGGAAUGUGUACGGGUACCGAAAAUCACUUCAAACGGGUCUGAUGAUUGGAGAAGCAAAGCAUGGUGGAUACGGUCAACUUGCUGCCAACGACAUGUACGUGCCAAUGUCCGGAAUAAUCCGAGCAGUUCACGAUAAUAAUCCGGAAAGGUUGGCGGCGGCGAAGGUACGUUUUUCUCACGACGUGCAAAAGAGCCGUUUGCUUCCAGAUCGGAAAGUGGUUCGAAGUUACGCAGUAUUCUAGGCGGAGAGCCAAUAAGCGGAUUCCGGUCGACGAUCCGUACCCGACUGCGAUCAUCAACGGAGCCAUAGAGGUAGACAACGUUUUUAUUCGUUUGCCAUGCACACUUUUUGCAGGUAUCCAUUACUUUUCGCUUCGAGCCGGGGCUGUUCGAACCGAUCGCUAACGAACACAUUGCCGAUUGGUCGGAACGUUCGCGAGGCAUCUACAACUCGAUCGUCAUCAAGAACGAUCACUUGAACUUGAUUUCCGUUCCCCGUCCGGCCGCUGUCUUCAUAAUUCAGGUACGUAGAGUUGUCAGUGUGUCAGAGUUUCGUUUCAGCAAGUGGAGAAGAGAUUCGGAAAGGUGGACGAGUACGAAGUUGAAGCUGGGAUUCGUCUUAAACGCGGAUAUCAGUACAGCUACAUCGAGAACGAGACGAACCCGAUCUUUGAGGUCAGGAAGAUCCGGAAGAUCGGACAGAUCGAUCGUGGCGACGGUGGAAGAAGAGAGUCGUGGAACUUCUCAGCGCUUCUCGCAACUGUGAUGAAACCGGAUUUAGAGGGUUUCCAUGACUUGAUAAAGAGAAAAUAUCAAGAUCAGGUGUGGAGCCCAUCCGUUGGAUGGUUGUCGGAUCCAGAGAAAGUGUUCGAAUCGCAAGAACUUCACACACCACGCGCCGUGAGUUUCAAACAAUUCUUCCAAAACGAUGUUUGCUCCGUUCAUUCCAGACUGUCCUGAGAGAAGAGACGAGCUCUCACACGUACUACACCGUUUCCAAGUUUCUGAAAAUCGAUCCGAACCUUCCAAAGAUGAUCGAUCCGAAAGCAGUCAACGUGGAAUGGAAGCCAGCGAAAGAGGAUCUGAAAGUUGAAGAGAUUCUGAGGAAAUUCAGAAGCGAAGAACUGUUCCUGGAGGUGACUAGAUCUCAAUGCAUGAGAAUCAGAAUCCAAAUCACCUUCAGCUACACCAAAAACAUGGUCUCCUGAGCAGCGGGAAGGUGCUGAGAGGGGUGUGCAUCAAGAACACCAACACACCGUUCUACUUUUUCUCCCCCGCACUCGGACUGAUCCUUUUGGACGAACACGAACGGGAACGCCGGAAUAUCCCUCUUCCAGCGGUACGUUUUUUGUAGAGAUUUAUAAUUUGAAAUUUAAAAGUAUAUCAGAGAGCGUUUUGGUACUUUGUGGAGGUCACCGACUGCCGCAACGGAGGACAUCCGAGCUUUGAGUCGUAUAGGGCGAUCAAUGGAAAAAUGACGUCGGGAUUUCCUACCGUAUUUCUGCACAAUGAGACGUUGAAGGUAAUUGACAUUAUUAGAUGUACAUAUGUAUCCCAAAACAUUUGCGCAGAUGAAAGUCUUCAUCGAGAUGGACGAAAUGUUCCAUGAAAAAGGUCUCGCGUACUGUGAACACAUCAACCUCGUUCAGAUAGAUCAAAAAGACGUGCAGAAGAUCUGGAAGGUAAAAUUAUCGUUUAGUUUUGCCUACUUAUUUAUUGGUAAUUGCAGGCACUCGAAAAGCGAUACGGAAGCCGAGAGAAAGCGUCGAAAGAAGUGAGAGAGGAUCGGCUGAAAGUGUGCGUUACGGUCAAACUGCGCGAAGAUUUCGUGCGGGCGUUCGAGCAGCACUGCUAUGCUCCGAUGUUCAAGGCCGUCGAGUUUCUCGAAGAUCUGGAGCACAUUGGCAGCGGAAAAACGGUCCCAUUGAAGGAAAAAUCGACUCGUUAA
Messenger RNA from Caenorhabditis sp. 36 PRJEB53466, 2630 nucleotides. The record is from the annotation of a GenBank genome assembly. Lineage: Eukaryota; Metazoa; Nematoda; Chromadorea; Rhabditida; Rhabditidae.